Messenger RNA from Prorocentrum cordatum, 321 nucleotides. Lineage: Eukaryota; Dinophyceae; Prorocentrales; Prorocentraceae. The record is from the annotation of a GenBank genome assembly.
AUGGAGGCGCAGUUCCAGGCAUGGUCAAGGGGGCAUCAGGUUUCGGAGCAGGCGCUGGCAGCCCGAAGCCUGCUGGGCGCCGGGAGCGCUGAGUGCAAGAAGGAGGCGGCGACGCCCAUCACACAGCAGGUGGCGGCGGCAGCAGCUCGUGUUCAGAGGGCUCCAGCAGCCUUCGUCAACCUGGGAGCGCAGCAGGUCAAGACGGCCCUCGGGCUCGAGAGCGUAAGGCAGAAACUCCAGGAGGCGGCCUUCAUGCUGGCGACGGCGGAAAAGGAGCGGGCGCAGGUGCUCAAGGCGGGCAUCCCUGCCAGCGCGAGCACG